Setaria italica (foxtail millet) is the source of this 1605-nucleotide messenger RNA. RefSeq names its product transcription factor APG. Gene Ontology annotation, molecular function: protein dimerization activity. The record is from RefSeq and is a predicted model, not a curated record. NCBI's taxonomy places the organism in Eukaryota, Viridiplantae, Streptophyta, Magnoliopsida, Poales, Poaceae. The transcript is spliced from 8 exons. Gene Ontology annotation, cellular component: nucleus. Bases 280 to 1200 code for a protein of 306 amino acids.
CAGUCACACACACACAUGUUUAUCCAGAUUAAUAACUCUACUGCUAUACAUGUUCCUCACAGGGCUUGUAUGCAGGGAGAGAAAGAUGCAAGCUAUGCGACGACGGGUGCAGACUGCAGACAGCUCGAUCGUAUGCAGCUUGGGUGAAGGAAGAUAGAUGUCGAGAAUAAUUGUUUCUAUCAACAAGUUACACAUCUAUAUCAUUCCGGAGGCAUUCUUCGAAAAAAAAAUCAUUCAGGAGGUCAAAGAUCUCGGCCUAAGACAUGAUAUAUCCUUAUUAUGAUCAGCGGAAGUAAUCGGCUACACCUACGUACGACGAUUAGCAGCAGCGAUGAUCCCUUCGAGCUGGUGUGGGGACAGGGAGGAGGAGCCGGCGCGCCGGGGUCGACGACGACGAUGCAGCCGGCGGCCGAAUCCUGCCGCCUCUGGUCGCCGCCGCCUGAGGUGCCGUUCGACCCGCCGUCGGAGGACGAGAUGGCGGCGUGGCUCUGCGCGAUUGUCAAAGGAGAGGAGCUUGUUGCCUUCAACGCCGCUGGCCGGGAUGUGCCGCCGGUACCGAAGAGGUCGAGCGGCUCGUCGACAACGACGACGUCGGGCACGAAAGAAAAGCUUCCCAAGACGGAAGUGAUGGGAACCAAGCAGGAGAUAAGAAAGCCGCCAGCAGUAAGAGAAUCUUCGAGGUCUCACCAUGGAGAAGCACACAAGCUGACAGAGAAGAGACGAAGGCACAAGAUAAACGAGAGGCUCAGGACCCUGCAGCAACUCGUCCCAGGAUGCGACAAGUCCAACCAGGCCUCGACGCUGGACCAGACCAUCCAGUACAUGAAAUCACUGCAGCACCAUGUCCAAGAGAUGUCCGGCGUCGGCCCUGCCCGUCCGGCGGCGGUCCCUGUCGUGCCGCCGCAGUACGCGCCUCCGAUGGCGCCAGUCGCCGUGCCGACGAUGAUGCCAGCAGCUCCGAUGGUCCUCGCCCCUGUUCCGACGACGAUGGUUCCCUUCGGGGCCAUGGUUCAGCUGCCCCACUACCCUGCUGCGGUUGUGCCGGUGAUGAUGCCUGCAGCCGCGGCGCACCUCUAUCCGGCGGCGGCGCCGGUGAGGGCGGCGGUAGCACCUGGAAGUGCCGAGUCGUCUGUCACCCGUCGACAUGGCUCAAGCAGAAGCAAAGGAAAGUGCGGUAGCAGCCUGCGCAAGAAACACUGAAUUUGACCGGCCGCCAGCAGGUUUUUAUUGGAGGCAGGAAUUUCACAGAAUUUGGACAGGACUAAUUUCUUAUUGGAAUGGGAAGAGAAUCCCUGGUUAUUGGAUAUUUGAGACCAACCAAGAGCCUUCGCGCUGUUCACUGUUCCUUGUGUUUGCUAGAUGAAGUGGUUCUAUUGCAGUAUUGCUGUCAGCAGACUGCAGGAGGUCUUUACGGUAAUUAGUUUGGAUUAGAUUGUUAUACAGUUCAAAUGUACGUACGGCAAAAUAAAAGAGAGAUUGGAUUUAUCUUUUUUUUUUAUGGAUGCACUGGAUUAGCAUGCCUAGCUAGCUACAUGCCUACAUGGGACAUAGGAGUAACACACGUAGUAUGUUCACUGAGAGCGACUCAGAUUCUUGUCAUCACAU